Molecule: messenger RNA, 1856 nt
Organism: Umbelopsis ramanniana AG
Lineage: Eukaryota; Fungi; Mucoromycota; Umbelopsidomycetes; Umbelopsidales; Umbelopsidaceae
Exons: 3
Coding region: 201-1793 (530 amino acids)
Source: RefSeq, a predicted model, not a curated record
CUCUCUUUAUGUCUACCUUAUGAUUUACCUGGUAUUGAUUCCCCUUGCAUUCCUUUGAUAUCUCCCACUUUCCAAUCUAUUGCUCUCUAGAAUCCAUCUCGCGUGUCAUCUCGAAUACCUUAAAUACUCCCUCUUUACUUUAUCAAUCAAUCCAAUACCAUCCACAUAUCAUUCCGUACAUACACCCACUAUCUUUUAUUAUGACGACAAAUCUUUUAUUACCUUCCUCGACAUCACCAGGCUACUUUCCGUCCAUCCGAGCCCUUAGCCCCAUAGGCAGCGAAAUAUUGACGAUUGGAGGCAGUUUGAUCAGCUUUGCCAAUGUUCUUGCCUCUGUGUCAGUGGUCUAUGUUUGUUUAGUCCACCCGCGAACAGACCGAAUAUCACAUCUGUGCACAGCCGUAGCAGAACUACUGUUAGGAGUAUUAACUAUUGCUAGUUUGGUUUACUCCAUGAUGUAUGAUGUGCUUAUUCCCCAGGCACCGUGCACAGCCUUUGGAUUUCUGGUUCAUUUUACUGUCAGUAUCGACAUCGUUUCUGCAAUGUGUCUCGUAAUCGUCACCUGGCUAAAGGUCAACCAUUCCUAUCGGUCAAAAACCGGAGUAUAUGACUGGAAAUUAUGGGCCACUGUGAUGAGUAUCCCUUUGAUUUUAUGCUGCGUCACAGUGGGAAUGGGUGGAUAUGGUCAAGAUAUUUACUGGUGCCAUACCCAGCCAACUACAACUGGUGCCACCGUCGGACUCGGGUCACUGAUUGCUAUCAACUACUUGGCUCUCGGGCUAGUGACCUAUUUCCACUUGUCAAGCAUCUCAAAGCAACAUCAAAUCUCCAACCUGUCGUAUACCGUGGGCAUGGGCGACAUGAGAAAAUACCAGCGAAGACCGAGCAGCAUAGUCGAACCUAUUAAUAUUUUAACUCCUCACCUACCGCUCACACCCAACACCAGUCUGUAUCCUCCAGCUAGCGCCAUAGGGUUUGAAUUGCAUUCACCCGCACUAGUGUCUGCUAAUGUGACGCAACCAGUCCAUCGACCGAAAAACAACUUGAACGCCUACAUUUUUGUCCACUUUCUACAACAUACAAGUACCACUGUGUAUUGCAUAUGUUGUCUUAGUAACUACCAACCGUGGUGGGUGUAUUUUAUCUUCAUCGCCGGUUUCCAUCUUGGAGGCAUUGGCAAAGUUGUGUUGUUCCAUAGAGGAAGAGAUCGUCGUCCUGUUGGAUCACGGACAACGCGUGCACUGGAUAAUCCACCUACCAUCCGUUAUCCAACCACAUUAUCCAUGGGACUUGAUAAUAACCCCGAAUUCAGACGGCCGGCUCCGUCUUGGCAAGGUGCUGGACACAAUAAUCUUUCUGAUAUGUGGCAGAGUAGUAGCACCUUAGCCACCAACAACAGCCCUCUACAUAGUCUUUCCACCGACGACCACCCCCCUACCAUCCAUCAUAUUAAUACCGCUACACCUAGUAUCACCAAUAAUCCUUCCGCUACACGUCAAAGCCUCUAUCCCGAAACCACAGCCUACGUAUUCCGACAUGCGUCGGCAUCAUUUGGUACCAGCACAGAUUCAUCCGGCUCAGCUACCAACAGUGUCUUGGCCAGUCGGCGGAAUAUGGAAGUUCCUCCUCUGCACUUGAGCAAAGGGUCCAGGAAUAAUCUGAAUCACCAAGCACAAGACGCUUCGCCUGAAGGGGAAUAUGACGACGACGAUGAUUUUGAAGAAGAUUUUGAAGAAGAUGUAGAUAUUGAAGCGCAUCCUGUGCGAGCUGAAAGAGUUAGCUUACACCCAUGAACAAUGGCUAAAAACCCAAAUAAACCAAGCAUCGUCUUGACUGACCCCUUGCCAAAGAAAUCG